AUGGCUGUGGGGUUAUUCUGCGGAGAGUUCAUAAGGAGGUUCUCCACGGACCCACCCAAUGACUCAACCCCUCAUGGCUACCUCGCGGAGCUGUUUCACAUGUACAAUCUUUUUUAUUUUGCUAGCAAGAAGAUAGGCAACCUUUACACUCCAGAGGCGUUAUUAGCCCAUAAUAUUUUCGACCCAUCCAUGAUUGCGUCGGUGCUGCAUUCAUGUGGAGCGAUUGACAACCUCCAAAACGGGGUCUGCAAGCAUCGACUCUGGAAUCUCGCCGCUUCCCUGCCACAAGGGAUUAUAGAAAUCGUCCAUAUAUCCAGGAUGCUUGAACACUGCGAUUUAUCAAGGUAUCAUUUAGAUAAGCAUGGAGCCUGCAACGCCCAGGUCUGUUUAUUGAAUGAGGAGAAUACUACGGACAUACCCCAACGACAUGAAUGCGAAUCUAAACUUUGUGGCAGUGUCAUUUUUGAUCCAGCAAAUCUCGAUAGUAUGAGUAUUAGCGAGCUCGCUGAGACCAGUGCGACGGCUUGGACACUGGAAGCAAAUCCCAAACCCCGGGCGGAAGAUUAUUUAGCAAUCUCUCACGUUUGGGCAAAUGGGACGGGUGUAGGAGAGCACCCAGGUAGGAUCAAUAAAUGCCUCUUUCUCUUAUUCAAGGAAUUCGCCGAGAAACUUGAUUGUAAAGGUAUAUGGUGGGAUACAAUCAGCCUCCCAUCUAACAAAAAUAAAAAGAUAAAAAGUCUUCAAAUUAUGCAUCAAAAUUACAAACGAGCCAAACAUACUGUUGUUUACGACCUUGAACUGGCGGACUUCUUAUGGUCUGAUGACGGUCGCCCGUGCUUGGCACUAGUAUUGUCAUCUUGGUUUAGCCGUGGUUGGACCGCGCUUGAGCUUAGAUCAUCCAGGUCCGUGAAGGUUGUAUUUAAGGACCAAUCCGGAUCCGGACUGGUAUUAAAGGAUCUAGACACCGAUAUCCUUGAGCCUUCGCGAUGCCAGUACGCCCAUCCGGCUUGGGAAUCAAGUGCGGCAUAUGUAGGCUGGCUGCGGUCUGGCCGAGGCGAAGACUAUCAAAAUACUGAGGACGACUUUCGAAAAUCGCACAAUGAUUUUGAAUUCUUUACGAGAAAUUAUGAAGGGGAUAUACCCACCCCCGAUAGUCUUCUGCGCAUUCUAAAACCGAGAUAUACAUGUUGGAACCGGGACCGAAUCAUCAUCGCAGCGCUCUUGACUGAAGAAACCCUUAGGAAUUCUGGUCAGCAACGGUUUACAACUGACUUGCAAAAAACGCAUGUUGAUCUAACCAAGGAUAUUCUUCACGGAUUCGGCAAGUUAAGCCCUCUCUCGUUAUUCCAUGACCAACUUCCCAUUUCUGAAAAUGGACCGUGGUCUUGGUGUCCGACCUCAUUGUUCAGCCUUGGGGACCAAGCAUAUUUUUGUGGCCACCGAAAAAUCACCCUUACUGUGUUGGGAGGCUACGUAUAUGGACGUUGGCAGGUGUCCGAACUACCAGACGCUGCCGAUGAGUUCAAGCCUCACGCAUCACAUAUUUACCAAAGAUCGCGUAUUAUGGCGGCCUUCGAGAAUCCUAGCAAAUUUUGUCUGCUAAACCCGUUAUUUCGAAGAUGCCAUUCUCGAAGUGUACGGUUUGUUCUCGCAAAAAAGACGCCAUAUUUAGACCAUGUGGCCAUAGACACGCCCCGGGAGCCUAGGGAGCCCCUUCACCAGGAAACCGAGUCGUAUGCGAUUUACCAGUAUGUAGGCACUGUGAUCGGCAAACUCCCGGUCGCCACCAAAUACGAUAUCAGCAACUGCCGAUUGUGA
Molecule: messenger RNA, 1818 nt
Organism: Orbilia oligospora ATCC 24927
Lineage: Eukaryota; Fungi; Ascomycota; Orbiliomycetes; Orbiliales; Orbiliaceae
Exons: 1
Coding region: 1-1818 (605 amino acids)
Source: RefSeq, a predicted model, not a curated record